CAGCAACAAGCAAGCUGCAACAGGGAUUAUCAGAAACAGCAAACACCCGAAAACCUAGAUUGUGUUGCGAACCGAAGUAUUCUUCGAGAAUUGAUACUGGAAUAUCCUGAGGGCCUGCGCAUUGCAUUGGUUUUGUGAAAGAAGCACAUUUUUAGGUGUGGACAGAGACGAGCAUUGACGACCAGAUUUCUGAAAAUGAUGAACUCACGUUCAUUGCGUCGUCUAGCCGGCGAUCAUGCAGCUCUACACAACAACCCACUACCACCAAACUACCUCUUCGACCCCUCAGCACCAUCAGAAUCCGACCUCACAUCCCUAGACAUAUUACUCGCAGGACCAAAAGCCACACCAUACGAACACGGCGUCUUCAAAUUGCAUCUCAAGAUCCCAACCACAUAUCCUCAGGAACCGCCAAAAGCAUAUUUUCGCGACAAGAUUUUCCAUCCGAAUGUGGACGACAGGACUGGAGCUGUUUGUGUGGAGACGUUGAAGAGGGAUUGGGAUGUCAAGUUGACUUUGAGGGAUGUGUUGGUGACGAUUGCUUGUUUGUUGGUGCAGCCGAACGCGAGUAGUGCGUUGAAUGCUGAGGCGGGUAUGUUUCUGGAGCAAGGGGAUUGGGGGCAGUUUGAGAAGAGGGCGAGGAUGAUGACCAAGUUCCAAUCUGCUGUGCCGAAACACCUCAAGGAGGCUGUGGCGGAAGCACAGAGUAGGGGUGAAGAGAAGGAGGACCUGGAACGUAAAGAUUCGGCGCUGAAUUUGGGGUCUGCGCGAAGGGCGAGGAGGAGAGGAACGCCUUUGCCGAGAGAGAUGAUGGGGACGCCGGUCGAGAGUGGGAGGAAAGCGACGAGAGCAGACACGCCGCCUCCACCGCCUGUUACUCGAGCAUCAGCACCUUCACGGCCCUUCGUGCGUCAAUUUGCCAGAGAUGAUGUCUUUGGUGCUGUCCGUCUCCCUGCACCAAACGCCACCCCUAUCAUGGCAGACGACUCAUCCGAACUCCUACCCGCCGAGCGAGACACAUCCCCAAUCAUGGAUCCAAUCCCCCGACUAUCACCACGACGCCAAGGACCUCCUCCAGCACCUCUGGUCGACGUCUCAAUGACAGACUCGGAAGCAGAAUACCCACCCUCACCCAAAAAGAGCCCUCAAAAGCAAACUCGCGACCCUAGCAACCUCAGCAUCGAAUACCCACCUUCACCGAAGAAGAGUCCGAAGAAACGAGCGGAUUUCUCAUUCCCCCCUCCCGCACGCCCGGAACCGAGUAGAGCAGAAAGCAGCCGCGCAGGAGCAGCACGUCAACUCCAAUUCACCGCACCCAGAGAAGCUCAAAACACCCCUAGUAUCAUGGACUCAUCCUCCCUACUAGAGCCAAACGUCACAUUCGACCUAGGCACGGAAACAGAACCGGAUACGGAGAUUGAAGCGUCGUUUGAAUUGCCAAAACGCAGGUCCGCUGUCGCGGCUAACAAAAGAUUGGCUACACGACAAGCACGCACUCUUCGUCGUAAGCCAAAAAUGACACCCCGACAAGAUCUACCUCCGAUACCUCAACUCAAGGCUUCGAGAAGACCAUCUCCAGUAGCUACACCUCAACGUCCCGUCUCCCCAGCAAGCUCCUCUUUCCACGCUGCUCCUUCUUCUGUCGCCCAACAUCAAGACCUCAGCAGUGUGAUUCUGGAGCCGGUGGAGCAAUUACAGGAUAAGAUCCGUAAAUCUCAAUCUCAGUCUCCGAAAGAGGUCAAAGAAAAAGCGUUGGAGAGGAAAUUGUGGAGGCUUUGUGGUGGGGAUAUCGAGCGUUGGAAUAGAGGUGAUUUUGGAGGAUUCUUUGAGAUCAAGGGGGCGAGAUGGUGAUGUGUGUUGAAGAGGUCAAGGUCAAGGUCAGGAGAGAGGAGAAUUUAUGAACAGUAGAGGAAAAGAGUCUACAAAGUCGAGGUCUGGUGGGAUCCUGUGGUGCAUCUAUCUUCCUAAGGUGGG
Molecule: messenger RNA, 1974 nt
Organism: Aureobasidium pullulans EXF-150
Lineage: Eukaryota; Fungi; Ascomycota; Dothideomycetes; Dothideales; Saccotheciaceae
Exons: 2
Coding region: 196-1851 (551 amino acids)
Source: RefSeq, a predicted model, not a curated record